AUGUCUAGUACAGAAGAAAACCAACUCACUCAGUCUGUAGACGGUAAGCCACAGGUAAGGAUCCUUUACCCAGACCCCAAUUUUGUAGUCCCCAUCCAGAUAGCAUCCAUGAAAAGAUUAAACCCAAUUAUCGUCAAAUUCGGAUCACACGUCACACCUAGCGAGGCGAAGUGUACAAUAUUCAUUGACCAAAAUACGGAAACUAUACCUGUUCCAAAAGUAUUUAUGAGCUACUCUUACGGCCCAAUCCACCGAGAUAUUAUAUUAGUUGAUCUUAGCCCUGUUACGGAUCCGAUCUUAGAGAGUCAUCGCACCAAAAGAAGAUAUCAAAUCAUAUUCACCCAUAGUGACCUACGUCACUGGAAUAUCAUAGUUAAUGAUAAAUAUACCAGUGAAAUUUGGCGGAACGAUUGGACCGAUUACCUAGUACAAACUCUUGAUCCUUAUUACCCCGAAUUUGGGGCCCACUCGUUCUUAACCGAAACACUAUGGUGCUAA
This is a messenger RNA of Aspergillus alliaceus, 498 nucleotides long. RefSeq lists its product as uncharacterized. The transcript has 5 exons. The coding region runs from base 1 to 498 and encodes 165 amino acids. The record is from RefSeq and is a predicted model, not a curated record. NCBI's taxonomy places the organism in Eukaryota, Fungi, Ascomycota, Eurotiomycetes, Eurotiales, Aspergillaceae.